AUGAAAUCUUACAAGGAAGAAAUCAAGCAAAUGUAGCAUCAGAUUCAUUUAAAUUAUGCAAAAACACAACUAAAUAAUACUAGUUGUGAAGGGUCUCCUACCUCUAUAUAUCUCACCAAAGCAGCUCAUUCAAACUUAUAGAAUAAUUUAAAUCUUACUGAGACAACUGCUAUGAACGAUGCUAAUAGUUCAAGGACAUAACCUAAUUAUCCAAAUUUAGGUGAGAUUACUUGGCGAGAACUGUCUUUUAAUGUCCCAUCUAGAAUGAUUAAAGUACCAGAUUUCAUACCUUUUAAUAAAAAAAGCAUGUAAAAUAAAAAGCGACCAUCUUCUUCGUCUGUUUCAACUCCCUUUUUGAAGAAUAUUGUUAGUAAGAAAGAUAAGUCUAUCAGCUAGUAUCUAAAGGGUGACAAAUAAAAUAAUUCCUUAUCUAAAUCGAUAAUAUUAAAGAAAUACGAUAUUAGCAACACUUCAAUUAGGGUUAAAACAGAAGGAGAUAGAUAGAUAAAAAAGAAAGGUUAGUAAUAAAUGUAAGAUGCUGCUUUAUAUGAUUUUCUUUAAGACCAUUUAAGCGAUUUAUAUUAAGAUUAAGCACUUGAUCCUUAUAAACCAAAUAUGAAUCUAUAAAAAAGGAGCUACGCUAUUUCCUAAUAAAGCAUUAAAUCUAAUACGUCGAUCCAAGCGUUAGAACAAUAAAUAAAAUAAAAAAAAAUGAGUGAGCAACAGAGAAUUGAGGUCGAGUAUCAACUUGAAAAAAAGAAGGCUCACUUAGAUAAUAAACUUUAUUUUAAAAAGCUUUACAAGAUAUAAAAAUCUGCAUUGAAUAACUAUUUGAAUGGUGAAGGAGUAGAAGAAAAUGUGAUUGAUUGUCAUAAAGAAAUAGUGAAUCCUUUGACCUCAUAUGUUAAGCAGAAGUAAUUGGAAAAUAUUCAAAAACACCAAUAAGAACUUAAUAGAAGUUUCAUUAAAAAUAAUCAAAAACCCAUAUACCAAUCUUAGCUUAAGCAAAGGUAGGAGAAACAAUUAUAGAACUAAAUUUACAAGGGUAAUAAUAACAAAAAGACUGAAUCUAAUUAAGGUGUAAGCUCAUUAGAGUAAAUAUAAAAAAAGAAGGAGGAGAUGCAAAAAGAAGCUUAGGCAAAUUUUCUUGAUAACUUUUUGAAAGGAGAGAGAUUCUAUUUUGAAAAGUUAGGUGAAAUUUAAAACUAAGCCAAGUAGAAUUUUAUACAAGAAAUUCAUGUAAAUUAAAAAUAUUAUUUUGACUAGCAAAUGCAGCCAGAGGAGUAAUUUUUAAGUAAAAAUGAUAUCAAAACAGAAAAAAAUGUAAGCAUACUCAAAACAAUACAAAAGAAGUAAUAAGUUAACUAGAUGUAGCAGAUGAAUACAUAAAGAAACUCCUUACUAACAAGUAAGUCAAAAGACACACUUUAAAGUAUUCUAUUAAAUAAAUUGGGUUCUAGCAUAGUUAAAAGAGCGCCAACGAGAUUGCUUACAAUUUAGCAAAAGAGUAAUAUUUUAAGUUAAUAAGUUACUAUUGAUGAAGGCUAGAAUUAUACCAGACAAACUUCAAAAAAAUAGAACUAAAAUGAAUAAAAUGAUUCAAAUUUCGACACUCAAAGCUUUUCUAUUUAAAUUUAACAAAACCAAGACCACCAAGAAGAGUCUUCUUAAAAAAAUAAAAAAUCUCAAAUGAUUUCUAACAUGUUGGAAAUCUAUUCAUAGAAAUAAGAAGAUUUUAUUAAAUAUGAAAAAAACUUAAUCAUCUAAAAAGAUAAGGCUGUAGAAUCUAUAAAUAAUAUGAAUUUUACAAUAUAAGAAUUAUCUUCAAAAUUAGAAGGUAUUUAGCAAAUUCCAAAAUUAACAGAAUUUGAAUAAGAUAUUUUCUCAUAUGUGAAAAACAAUAAAGUUAAAGAGAUUGAAGCUUGUCUCCAUGCAAACGAAUAAAUUGUUCACUUAUAAGAUUCAACUGGGAAAACCCUAUUGCAUUGGGCAGCUAUGAGAGGAUAAGAAGAGAUAGUGAAUAUACUUUUAAAGUAUAAAUCUUAAUUAUCUGCUCUCGAUUUAAAUAAAAAAAUGCCUAAAGACUUAGCACUAUAAUAUAAUCAAUAAAAAAUUUAUGGAAUUUUGCAAAAGGAAGAAAGAUACUAAAGGCAAUUAUAAACACCUAAGAUGAAUGCUGUAAUUCCUACCCAUAAUUCUGAUUUAAGUUUGCAAUUAAAUAUUGAAAUUUAGGCUCUCUGA
This is a messenger RNA of Tetrahymena thermophila SB210, 2241 nucleotides long. RefSeq names its product ankyrin repeat protein. NCBI's taxonomy places the organism in Eukaryota, Ciliophora, Oligohymenophorea, Hymenostomatida, Tetrahymenidae. The record is from RefSeq and is a predicted model, not a curated record. Gene Ontology annotation, molecular function: protein binding. The transcript has a single exon.